Molecule: messenger RNA, 463 nt
Organism: Amphiprion ocellaris (clown anemonefish)
Lineage: Eukaryota; Metazoa; Chordata; Actinopteri; Pomacentridae
Gene: lyrm4b
Product: LYR motif-containing protein 4
Exons: 2
Coding region: 71-448 (125 amino acids)
Biological process (GO): iron-sulfur cluster assembly
Cellular component (GO): mitochondrion; L-cysteine desulfurase complex
Source: RefSeq, a predicted model, not a curated record
UCAGGCGCUACUCGGUCAGGCUUGAUAGAGGGUCCUGAGGCUCAAACGGUCGCGGAGGGAGUAUAGCGUCAUGGCUUCGUCCUCUCGAGCCCAGGUGAUUUCUCUUUACCGGACGAUGCUGAAGGAGAGCCAAAAGUUCUCCUCCUACAACUACAGGACUUACGCACUGCGGCGUGUGCGCGAUGCAUUCAGGGCCAACGGGAAAGUGGAGGAUCCAGUAACUGUGGAGAGACUGAUGGAGGAAGGAAGACGAACGCUGGGAGUGAUUCAGAGACAGGUCAGACACACAACAGACACACAACACACAGAGACACGACAAAGACAGACACACACACUGUCUUUUUGUGUCGUUUUAGGUUUCUGUUUCUGUCAAACCAACAAAAACGUGUUAAAAUCAUUGUCUUUUUGUAACUUUAGUGGUUUUUGUGUAAUUUUUGUUUCAUUUUAGCAAGUUUUUGUGUCA